AUGGUGAUGGAUUCUCUUCUCUCCAUCUUCUUUCUCUUCACUCUCUUCUCCUCCAACCUUUUCCCCACCUUUGCAUCACAACAACCCUCUUACAAAGACCACUGUGCUUCCAUAAUCCCAGAGUCAACUCCCAAGAACCCAACCCUCAAACCUUUUCCUCUUGGUGAACAGCACAAAGGUUACUUCACAGGAGGUGAGAGGAUCAUUGAUGCCAGAACUUCAUUGAACCGAUACACCUUUUACCUUCAAUACAUGCAAGAAACUCACACCCCUGGCUUGUUCAAAAUUCAUGGUACUGUUUCAUUUAGAAGCACCCCCAACUCUGUUUAUGUGAGGGGGAACUUCAGCUUUAGUACUAAAAGGUCAAGUUAUGGGCAACGUCACCUCCAUAGGAGUUACUUAACCUUCAAGCUUGAUGGGUUCUGGUCUGAAUCUUCAGGGAAGGUUUGCUUGGUUGGAAAAGGAAGUGGCUAUUCCAGAACAGGUAACACUCUUGAUCUUGAUGCUGUUUUUAAGCUUCAAAAUGUCUUCAAUGCUAGUAAUGUAACUAGCUUGGUUAGUGGAAGCUUGGAGAGUUUUAGUACUAAUUCUGACAAGGAUGAUGAGAGUUACUUUGAACCCAUUUCGCUUUUGGUGUUUCCAAAAGCAAAUUACAAUUAUACCUUGGAUUCCUUUGAAAAUGAGUUCUCUUCUGGGAAAUUUUCUGAGCAGGGUUUAUCAUCACUGAAUUUAUCAGAUUCAUUAAGCUUUUGCUCAUAUCCUCUCUCAAGGGAGUUGAGAAGACUCCAGUUAGAGUACUCUCAUGAGUGCAAUUCUUCUAAGAACUGCUCUCCUAUUAGUGGUGGUUCUGGUCCACUUCCAUCUCUGGUGUCUUUGAAAGGAAUUGAAUGUUCUUCUUCCACCAACAAGCAUAGGUUGAGGGCUCUAGUUACAUUUUCAAAUAUUAGUCAAUAUUGGAUUAACCAAGAUUUUAAUCCCAAAACCAUAUUGGUAGGGGAGGGAUGGUGGGAUGAGAAGAGAAACACAUUGUGUGUAGUUGCUUGCCGUAUCAUAGGCAAAGAAUCAUCCUUGGCGGGUACUCAAGUGGGUGAUUGCUCAGUGAGAUUUACAUUGAGAUUCUCUUCAAUUUGGUCAAUAAAAAACACUAAUAGCUUAGUGGGGCAAAUUUGGAGCAGAAAGGUUGCUAAUGAUCCAGGCUACUUCAAGAUGAUCACAGUUAAAAACUAUGAUGAUGGAAGGGUGGGGGAAUUUCAAGCCUCAAAGUAUGAGUAUACACAGCUAGACAGAGUUAAGAAAUCAUGCCCAACAAACAAGAAUGUGAAGAAUCAUGAUAGAUUAUAUCCAGAUGCUGAUUCUCAAAACAUGAGAUUUGAUAUGAGAGUUACUGAAUCAAAAAGAAGAGUAGCCUGGGGCUAUUCAUCUCCCUCUUCUGUUGGUGGUAAGGUUAAGGUACCUUCUAACUUUGUUAAUUUCAUUUCUAACUCAAGCUCUCAAACAGAAGUUCCUGAUGUUCCAAUCCGCACCAGUGGUAGCUUGUUUAACAUUAGCUACAAGAUUAGCAUCUAUUCUAAUUACACAUUACGCGACAAGAAUUCAGUGUUUAACUUGUCCUCUGAGGAUGUGAAGAUUUCUGCAGAAGGUAUCUAUGAUUCUGGAACAGGAACUUUGUGUAUGAUCGGUUGCCGGGAUCUUCCCUCAAAGACACCAAUAGCUGGCUCUGUGGACUGCGAGAUUUUAGUGAAGUUUCAGUUCCCAUCACUAGAUGCAAAAGGUGAAAGCUACAUUAAGGGAAGCAUCGAAAGCACACGCAAAAAAUCAGAUCCUCUUUAUUUCAGAAGUUUAGAUCUUUCUUCAGCUGCAUUUUACAGAGAAACAGCCCAAAAAGCUGUUUGGAGAAUGGACAUGGAGAUCACCAUGGUUCUGACAUCAACCACUCUAGCAUGUAUUUUUGUGGGAUUGCAACUCUUCCAUGUGAAGAGGAACCCUGAUUUACUACCCUUCAUCUCCCUCAUGAUGAUGUCAAUUCUAACGUUAGGUCACAUGAUCCCCCUUGUUCUCAACUUUGAAGCACUUUUAGCCCAAAAUCCUAACAACAAAAACUUUGUGUUUGGAAAUGUUGGAUGGCUUGAAGUCAAUGAAAUAGCUGUGAGAAUAAUCACCAUGGUGGCUUUCUUGCUGCAGUUCCGUCUCCUUCAACUAACUUGGUCGUCGCGAAACGCGGAUGAAAGCAAGAAAGGCCUAUGGGUUGCUGAGAGGAAAAGUGCAUAUGUGACUUUACCAUUAUAUGCAGCAGGUUUAUUGAUUGCGGUGAUGUUGUUGAAAUUGAAAAAUGGAUCAACUUGGGAGAAUGUGAAAUCUUAUGGUGGUUUUGUGUUGGAUGGGUUUCUCUUGCCACAAAUCGUGAUGAACCUGUUUUCAAACAUUAGGGAGAUUAAUGUUCUUUCAUGUUCAUUUUACUUUGGAACCACUUUUGUGAGAUUGUUGCCACAUGCCUAUGAUCUUUACAGGGCUCAUAACUAUGCUCGUUUAGGUGAUGCUCAUAACUAUGCUCGUUUAGGUGAUGGAUCAUACUACUAUGCAGAUCCAAGUGCAGAUUUUUACUCCACUUCUUGGGAUAUUGUCAUUCCUUUGGGAGGUAUCUUGUUUGCUAUCAUUAUCUACCUGCAGCAACGUUUUGGUGCUCAUUGUGUUCUGCCAAGCAGAUUCAGAGGGUCAAAUGUAUAUGAAAAGGUGCCUGUGGUGACUGAAUCUGAACUCUGA
Lotus japonicus is the source of this 2760-nucleotide messenger RNA. RefSeq lists its product as uncharacterized. NCBI's taxonomy places the organism in Eukaryota, Viridiplantae, Streptophyta, Magnoliopsida, Fabales, Fabaceae. Gene Ontology annotation, cellular component: intracellular membrane-bounded organelle. The coding region runs from base 1 to 2760 and encodes 919 amino acids. The record is from RefSeq and is a predicted model, not a curated record. The transcript has a single exon.